UUCCAAAAAAGGAUCGCCUUAAAACAAAGACGCCAAAAAGCUCAGGCUAGAUUCGUCUAUACAUUAUGUCUGUAAACGAGAAACACGUGAUGAAUAUUAUUAUGACUUAAUUCACAUUGUUGGUGUCAAACUAAAGGCGGGGACGGGGGCUCCUGAAUUAUAAUGACUCCCCUCGGCAUGUGCGGGGCUGUGUGACAGGGGUGUACCAACACUACGUUACGCUCCGGUCUCGUGUACAGUAUCGUGUAUUUUCUCGACGAGGUUUACGUGAGCAACGAGCGAUAGACUGACUGACGGAGACACACAAAAACAAGGUGAGAGUGGUGUGACGGGGCCAAAGGGCGGAGUCAGGAUGAGCUUGAAGAUGAAAGAUGAUGGUGACAUGAGGACUGUGGGCAAGUCAAAAAUCAAGAGACUGGAGAAGUCAAAACCAGACUCUGAAAGGGAUUCUGGUUUCUCAGAUGCUAGUUCUGAGCAUCUGAGUACAGUUGACCAGGCGGACACAGAAGAUGCAGCUCGAACAUUAAUACCAGGAGUGGGAGGUUCUAGGUCCCAGCCAUCUCAGCUGGCUGUUAUGGGGGGAUCUUUCCAAAGUCUGUCACCUAUGAUCAUCAUGAACAAUGUUCUUCUCAAACAGCCUGGUGAUAACCCUACCUCUUUGAAGCCUUGGGGUUUCAGUCCAGCAGUUGAGGUUGUUCAGCAACCUCAAGUAGUCUUCCUCCAACCAGUGGUCUCCCAGAGAGCUUCUACGUUGCCAAAAGGACCUCCUACUAAACGUCGUAAGCACAAGAAGUACCUCCCCAUUUUGAAAUCCUAUCCCAAAAUUGCUCCUCAUCCUGGGGAUAGUCCACGAAGUAACUGCACUAGCAGUAGCAGCAGCUCCAGCACUACUGCUUCAGUGAAGAGUUGCAGCUCAUCUUCCAGCAGCCAGGAUCAGCCUCAUGAAGACAAGCAGCAAGGUUUACAAAGCAGUACCUCUUCUGGUUCAUCAACACCAAACCACCUUCCACCAUCCAGGCAUCUUUCAGCAUCGCCUCAGCCCCAUGCAGCACUUACUGAUUCCAUCACUGGUAGUUCCCCUGGUGUUGAAAGGCCAGCUAGUGGAAGGCUGGAGCUUACCUCGGCACUCACAGACAUGCAUACCAAGGCAUUACAGAACCAGUCACAAGGAGGCUCCGAGGAUGGCACCUGCCAAAGCAGUGACUCUGACAACAGCAUCAAGAGGAAGCGUUUCUGCAACACCUACAACAUUCUCAGCAAAUCAGGAUUGCUGGACAUUACGCUGCGCACAAAAGAGUUGAUUCGACAGAAUCGAAGGACCCAAGCUGAGCUGGAUCAGCUUCGCCAACAUACAAACCUUUUCAUGGAAGCACUACAGACGGGAGACUUUCGUAUCUGGAGCAAACUACAGCUAAGUAUGCAAGAGGAGAGUGAGAAAGAGAAGACUGUAAACGGUGAAUCAGAGACGCACAGUGAUCAGUUGAAAGACACUUAAAACACAGACUCAGAUUCUUAAAGCUGAUAUUCACAUUGCCUUUCUUACUUGCUUUUGAUCUUUGUUUUUCAGAGUUACAGUAAAUUUAAUAUAUUCAACGUUUGAUACCUGCCAACACCUGUAAUACUGAAGAAAUGGAGGAGGAUAUAAUCAUUUUUACUGUGAGCAAUAUUUACUCUUGCUAAUAAGACAAAAAUAAUGAAGAAAGGAGAGAACGAUUUUGGUUCACUCAAUCAAAUACAGUCAGACAGAAUCACAGUAUUUGGAAUUAGCAGUAGCCUUAUUGGAUGCACAAUAGUUGGAAUUAGCAGUAAUAUUAUUGGAUAUAUCUGGGUCUGGGAAGAUAAGAGUUUUCUGAAAGUAAUUUCUACACAUCCUAACUGUACUGAGUUCACAAAGCAUUCAUAAGGGCUUCUUUUUUGCCUCAAUAAUAUAGCUGUACUCACAAGCUAACAUAAUAUUAGCAGUGAGAUGAAUGUAGCAUACCAGCGGCAGAAUAGCAGUUUUAAAACAUCUAAUCUUGCUAACACUUUAAUUAGAUAGAUUAAAAAGAUGUCACACCUAAGCAAACAAAGGAGGUUCCCUCAGGGGAGUCAUGUAAUAGGAUGAUUUAAAUGUAAGAUUUAUUUCUUUUUUUUUUAAAGUGGAAGUGGAUCUCAUCUUAGCACAAGCCACUUUUUUUUUUACAAAAAUUAGCAGUUGUGCCUAUAUUGCGGUAUAGCAAUUAGUUUUUUAAUAAAACCAGCUCAAUGCUGAAAAAAGAACCAGUGGAACUAGCAUAUGGUGUUAUUACCCACGCCGAAUUUGCUCAUUCUCAACAGACGUUUGGAGGCAUCAGACUUGGCACAAAUUCAGAUCAUAAACCAUCUACAAUUAUCCUCUGAGGCAGCUUUAAUAUUAUCAUUUUAAUUGGUGCAUUAUUAUUUAAUUUAAGUAUUAUAUCAUUAUUAUUACCAGCCCAAUUUGUACCUUUCAACUUCAAGUAGAAAAACACAAGUUAGGUCUUACGAGGGUAAUCGCAUUGUGGGAUUUGCUGUGGUUUAAGCCAGCCGAGCCAAAGAGGUCACAAAUUUCAGGACCAGUUUGACCAAAUAAAUUUUCAUUAUUGUUUUUUGGACUGUGCUUCAAUAUGUAAGGCAUGUUUUGAAUUCUCUGAAUUUUCACUGGAACUGAAAGGCUAACAAGGAUGAAACCUUGUAGCUGCAGAUAGUUGCCAAACUGAAUUACUAUAUUUCUUCUUUCUAAAAUUCUUGCCUUAAACUAGAACAGGGGUGCCAGUCUUAUUCUCCAGCUUGUUUGGAAUGAAAACCUGAAGCCAUUUUGGCCCAUUGCGGAUAAGAUUGGAGACCACUGGACCAGUAGUUCCUAAUCCUGCUCUUGGAGGUCACAUGCUCACAGCACACCAGAUCCUAACUAAUCACUUCAUUAACAACCCCUUACUGAGUUGAAGUGGGUGGUUUUAAAGCAGGGAAAACAUUAAAAUGUAUGGGGCAAUGGGCCUUCAGGACCAGGGUGGGGGAGCGCUGCCUUCACAUUGUUAAAUUCCAUACAGAGUUGCCGGUGUAGUCUUCUUAGUUUUUGCAAAUCAUUGUUGUAAUGCCAUUAAUUUUUCACAUAGUUUCAUUUACCCAUCACAUAAAUGUAAUAUUCUAAUGUGGCUUUAGCACAUGCUUAGAAGGCCUUGUAUGCUUUGUUUCUCAAGUAAUACCACAAAACUAUUUAGUGUAGCUUGUGUGUCCCCAGUCACCACAGGGUUUGGAAAGGUUGGAACAGGCUGUGUCUGUUUUGCUGCCCAUAAAUGUGUCUUGGGUGACCUGAGUAAAAGUAUAGUGAAAAUGUGUGACUCAAAACCUUCUGCCCAAUUUUGAUUAAAGCAUGUAAUAUAUUUAAUGAUUUUUAGAUCGUAACUCGGUUGUUAUAUUUAUUUAAAUAAAUCAGUCACUGCUGUCACUGUAGCUUUCUGAAUCUGUUUUUCAGAAGCCGUAGCAUCAUGCACAUUUCUUCUGUAUUCUUGUUUACACAAACUAAAUGAGGAAAUAUUGAACUUACAGGCUUAAAGUCUCAUUUAUAAGACAUUUAGCCUAUACUGUCUUCAACUUUGCCUUUCUUGCUUUCACUUUAUACGACUUGAGAGGAACAUGUCUUCAUUAAGCGUAACAAUUGUUUGAAUGAAAGCUUUUUUAAAAAACAAAAAAAACAAAAGCAAUAUCCUUCUCCAAAGCUAUCAUAUUGUCCAGUUUACCUGUGACCUGUUUACAGAGCAGUUGAAAAUCUGGUGAAAAAUGUACUGAAUGACAAGUAUAUUUUGACAUCACCUACACAUAUGUAAGAUUUGUUCUAUUUCUGUCAAAUGCAGUUGGUAGGAAAUUUAUAAUUAAAUGUUCUUAACAUAAUAUUAUUAAUAAUAUUAAUAAUAUUAUUUGGUUGUCCUCAGCAUAAAUACCCAGUGAAAAAAGUCUGAUACCAUCCAUGCCAAAAGCGUGGGCCUUUGAUGACCAGCACAUUUGGUGCCUUUCUUGAUAAUCAAAAAUAUCCAAGGUAGUCUUUGUGAAUCACAGUGCAGGGAGCAGGUGUUGGCAUGUAUUCAUUAAUGCAGGUCUGCUUUUCCCCCUUACAUUUAGAAGGGAUGAAUUUAUGUCAUUCUUGGCAGAAGUCGCUGCCUUUAAGGAUCUCUGUGUAGAUGGGUUUAUCAUGUUAGAUGCAUGAUUAGGUUGUGCGCAAAUUCUGAAAUGCAUUCAGAGACACCUCAUUCUUCUUCAGAUUCAUAGAGGUUGGAAUGCACUGGACCGGGUCAUAAAUCACAGUGAAUUAUUUUUGUUUGUUUGUUUGUUUAUAUAAACCGUAUCCAGUGGUUUGGUUAUCUGUCAUGACACAAGGGAUCAUUAGGACCUACUGAGGCCUAACUACAGUCAUCAUGGCCUUAAAGGUUCGUUUGAUUUUGUAAAUGCUAUUCUUUGUUGUGAGCAAGAAUAAUUGUCAGAAGUGGUAGUCAAGCUUUUUUUGUGGCAGCUACAUGUUAACCACUAGUUUGUGUGACUUUCUUUUGAGUUUUUUAUAUUAUAUAUUCCAGGCAUCAUUUUUCAAGAGUUAUAGACUGUCAAUUCUUCCACUUAAAAGUAGCAGCAUUCUUUUGCCUUCAAGAAUGGUAUUUAACGUUGCUUUCAAUGUCCAUAACGAAAUGUCUCUCAUUGUUAGUGUAAUGUAAGGCUAAGGAAAGGUGAAUGCAUUCUAAUCAUUCAACAGUCUAUUGUACAGAACAGUAAGAGGACCAUUUUGUUUAUCAAAAGGUGGCAUGAGCAGCUGCUGUGAAUGUGCCCAUGUUUUGUGUUUUCUGAUGCUUUGUCAACGUUUCCUUUAGGCAGGUGAACGUUGCUUCUUAUAUCUUCUCUGAUGCUUGGAUUUAGCUACUCUUUAGCCAGUUUACUCCUGAGAGGUUAAAAGAGCAUUAACAGUUUUUUCUCCAAAGCCCAUUAGCUUCAAAAAUUCUUUGGCACAUUAGUGUCUCAUAACAUUAAAAACCAUUCAAGGUUUUUUGUGAAUGUGUGGUUCUGCAACCACCUUUGUUACUUUGUGCUUAAGAGCCACCAUAACCUUACAGCAAAGCAUGGCUUAAUCAGUUAAAACAGAGCAGAGCAGUUCAGAGCUGAUGAGCCUUUUUUGGCACAGUUAGUGUCAUAGUGGUAUCGUUGCUUGUUAGAACACCAUUCUUUUUCUUUUCAAAGCCAAAAGCCUUCUCUUUGGGAUUUAAUACAUCUGUACAAAUGUCCUGGCUUGUAACUUGGCAAUAUGCAAUUUCUUAUUGUUGUUGUUGCUGUUCUUUUAUAGUUGUCUUUAAAACAUUUGUGUGCAAAGGUUAGGUUUAUUACAUUGCAUAAUAUAUGGGCAGCUGCAUUCUUCUAUGUACCUAUUUCUGUUUCUUAUUUCUGUUUUUUUUAACUGAUUUGUAUUUAAUGAGGUGUAUUUUCCUGUCUAAAAGCUUUUGCAUUUAUCAAAACUGUAGUUUUAAGACAUCCUAUAUUUCAUGUACGAUGAAUACAAAUGUUCUCCUGUAGUCUUCCAUCUUAGUAUGUGUGGAAAUGAAAAAUACAAAUGAUGUUCAGGAUUUCAGCACAGUAUAUUGUAGUAGGAUUCAACCUCUCCCUUAAAUAAUUCCAAAUUAAGUACUGUCUCCUGUUCGUUCGCUUUUUGGUUUUGCUUUGUUUUUUAGUUUGUGAGAUUGGACCUUACUGAAAAUUCAAUGCUGAAGCACUAGUCUUAAGAUGUAUCUGUUUAAUGUUUUAUUUUUUUUAAGGUGCCCAAAUGCAUUUUCAGUAAAUUUAAUAUGUGGAAAACAUAAGCGUCCCUUUGCUGUGAACAACUGAGGUAAAAUAAAAUGUUAUCAACACAUU
Messenger RNA from Colossoma macropomum (tambaqui), 5883 nucleotides. It is a transcript of the gene cipcb, whose product is annotated as CLOCK-interacting pacemaker b. The coding region runs from base 353 to 1495 and encodes 380 amino acids. Lineage: Eukaryota; Metazoa; Chordata; Actinopteri; Characiformes; Serrasalmidae. Gene Ontology annotation, cellular component: nucleus. The transcript has 4 exons. Gene Ontology annotation, biological process: negative regulation of DNA-templated transcription; negative regulation of circadian rhythm. The record is from RefSeq and is a predicted model, not a curated record.